GGGGCCAGGGUGGGGCUGCCGCCGCUCUCCCCUCGCGGAGCUGCGAGCUGUGCCCGUACCUCGGUCCGCGGCCGCUCCUGUGGCGCCCGGAGACCCGCGGAGGGAGGGCAUCGCGGGAGGAGAUCGCGCCAAGGAUCGCGCCGAGGAUCGCACCGCGGCCGCCGGAGCAGGCGGAACAUCAGCGGCUGCGGCCGCCGCUGGCGGCGGAACAGAAGCGGCGCGGUGCGCGUUCCGCCGCGGGCCCGGGAGCAGCGGACCCGCCGCGGUGGCGGAAAGGUGAAGCUCAGCUACAGUAACUACAGUAAGACAGCUCUGGAUUUUGUUCUUUGUUCUUAAAUUAAUUUCCAACCCAAUAAUUGCCUUACUGGAAGUGAAUUCUUCAGUUUUACCAAUAUGACUAUGAUGUUGCUGAACAGUGCUUCCUUACGUGGUGGAUGCUGCAGGCACGAAACUUUGCUCCAGUUGCUUGGACCUCUCCUGAGCCAUUCAAAAUUGUACAGCAGCUACAGGAGGCCAGGGGCAGAGCCUGAGAAAAAAACAUUGUGGCAGAAUGCUGAUUUCAGCUUUAAGAAGGGUUUCGAUGUCUUAAAGACUCAGCUAAGCUUACUGAAGGAGGAAACCCAAAAUCACUUAGUGGGACCUGAAGGCCGUCCAUUAAGUCAGUACCUGUUGGAACAGACGAGGGUGUUGUGGCAGUUUCGGAGCCAAGAAGAUUUAAAUAAAUGGGUUAUUUCCUCUGAUGUAGAGAUUGGAGGGAAAAGUGAAGUUUACCUCAAAUUGAGUAGGAAUAACCAGGGUGCUCUGCUGUACGGAACCCUCAAUACGGAAGCGCCUCGUGAUGGGGAGACAAAAUACAGUGGAUAUUGUAGUAUGAGAGCUAAACCACGACUGGGAUCUUUCAGAAGGAAGAAGUAUUAUGACUGGUCAAACUUCAACAGUUUGUAUUUACGUGUCCGUGGUGAUGGCAGACCUUGGAUGGUAAACAUUUAUACAGACCCUUACUUCUCUCAUCAGAAGGAUGACCUCUACAACUACUUCAUGUUCACCCGAGGAGGCCCAUACUGGGAGGAAAUAAAGAUUCCGUUCUCCAAAUUCUUUCUCUCCAGUCGGGGAAGAGUCCAGGAUAGCCAGCAUCCUAUCUGGCUAGACAAGAUUAGUACCCUUGGAUUCACAAUCGGAGAUAAAGUAGAUGGUCCGUUCCAGCUGGAGAUAGAUUUUAUUGGCUUGUUAAAUGACAGAGCUCAUACAGAAGAAUUUGCCUAUGAAAUGUAUGACAAGAAUACUCCAGUCUAAGGUGGGCUGGUCUCCUUUGGGACAUUCUUCAGAUAUUUGGUUCAUUUUUAUAAAAUACUUCUUAACAUGUGGCUUAUAACAACUUGAAGAUCCUCUGUAAACUUUAAAAAGAUAAGUGCCUGAAGUGUGACACCACUGGCAUCUUGAAGCUUCCAAAUACAGAAUCCUGGAGAGACUGUACAGACAUUUACUGCACCUAGCCUGAGGGGAGUUGUGAUGCGUUCUUUACAAAGUAGUAACUCUUCCCUGGGUAAGUUUUAGCUUCUGUCCUGACCCUUACUAAAAUAAAAAGUAUUUCAUGAG
Molecule: messenger RNA, 1596 nt
Organism: Chiroxiphia lanceolata (lance-tailed manakin)
Lineage: Eukaryota; Metazoa; Chordata; Aves; Passeriformes; Pipridae
Gene: NDUFAF1
Product: NADH:ubiquinone oxidoreductase complex assembly factor 1
Exons: 5
Coding region: 394-1293 (299 amino acids)
Biological process (GO): mitochondrial respiratory chain complex I assembly; mitochondrial electron transport, NADH to ubiquinone
Cellular component (GO): mitochondrion
Source: RefSeq, a predicted model, not a curated record